Molecule: messenger RNA, 4206 nt
Organism: Grus americana (Whooping crane)
Lineage: Eukaryota; Metazoa; Chordata; Aves; Gruiformes; Gruidae
Product: histone-lysine N-methyltransferase SETMAR
Exons: 2
Coding region: 11-895 (294 amino acids)
Cellular component (GO): nucleus
Molecular function (GO): zinc ion binding; histone H3K9 methyltransferase activity; protein binding
Source: RefSeq, a predicted model, not a curated record
GGGCUGGGCGAUGGCGGCCGGGGCGGACCUGAGCGGCGGGCUGGAGCCGGUGGCGGUGAGGCUGUGGCCGCCCGGGGAGGCCCCGCCGGUCUUUCAGUACAGCCCAGACAACGUGGCUGGAGCAGACGGAGACAUUGACCCCACUGAAAUCACCUUUCCUGGAUGUUCUUGUCUCACCAGCUCCUGCGUGGUUCACGUGUGCUCGUGUCUUUGCCGUGGUGAAAAUUACAACAGCUUGUGUCUCAAGCCUACAGACAAAGAGGAGGAGUAUGCUAGGCCUGUUUUUGAAUGCAAUGCCAUGUGCCAGUGUGGUGAAUCCUGUCAAAACAGGGUUGUUCAGAGGGGUUUGCAAUUCAGACUUGAGGUAUUCAAGACUGAGAAGAAAGGGUGGGGUCUUCGCGCUCUGGAAUUCAUAGCUAAAGGAAGAUUUGUUUGUGAAUAUGCUGGUGAAGUUUUAGGCUUUAAUGAGGCACGUAGAAGAAUUCAGGCCCAGACAUCAAAGGAUUCGAACUAUAUUAUAGCUGUGAGGGAGCACCUCCAUAACGGCCAGAUAAUGGAGACGUUUGUUGACCCUACGUACAUUGGUAACGUAGGCAGAUUCCUGAAUCAUUCUUGUGAACCAAAUUUAUUUAUGGUGCCAGUUCGGGUUGACUCAAUGGUGCCUAAACUGGCACUUUUUGCAGCUACUGAUAUUUCUGCUGGAGAGGAACUUUCGUAUGAUUAUUCUGGAAGAUUCCAUAAUUCACCAAUAACUAACAGAGAACAAAAACCCUUAGAGGAAGACAACAGAUUGAGGAAACCUUGCUACUGUGGUUCCCGCACAUGUGCUUCCUUCUUACCUUGGGACAGCUCCCUCUUUUCUACACCAGACACUUGUUCAGGGAGCUCUCCAUAGCUUUUCAGUCCUUAAGCACAUACCUAAUGAAUACAAUUUUCUCUAGUAGUUAAAUUGCAGUUAAAUAACACUCUGAUUGUAUAUUCCACCAAGGAAGCAUGUGUGGUUUUAGUAACAGCUAAAAGACAAGAUUUUGGGAAUAACUUCAUGCAACAUCCUAGAGACUGUUUUCAAGGUGGAUGGGAGGGAACACUGGAGCUUCAACAUGUUCCAAAAUCAGUUGCUAAGCCAGGCCUGGUGUUUUUUUCUUGUUUUCUUCUGACAGCUUCCUGCAUGAUAAAGCAGCUCUCAGUCUGUACCUUUCAGAAGGAAUGAACUUGAACGCUGGUACACAGAAAGGACAUGUGAUAACAAUGAGAAAUGCCACUGAAAAUUGCACAGGAGAAUGAGACCAAGGAAUUUUGACAUUUGCAAGAAGGGCAUUAGGUUUCUUAAAUCCCAUUAAAAUAAAUUAUUAUUUUUUUAAUUACUUGCUAUAAUUUUUUUUUGUUCCACAAAACAGAAAUAGCUAUUAUUGAUGUAAAAAUCCUGCCCAGAAAGAUUAGAUGAACCGCUUGGCCCCUCCUUUUUCCAUCUUGUCAUGUCUAACUGCUUGCCAAAAUCUGGCAUUAAGUGACUAGUUCAAUUUCAUUGCCAUUUAGCUUUUGUGUGAACAGCACAGUGCUGCAGGCUCUGAGAGGCACAAUCAUCCCAUCUUUUUUAAACCAUCGCUAUCUCAUGGCUCAUCUAACAAGAUUUCUGCAGUAAUAGCAAGCAGCACUUCCAUGUUACUUGCCAGCACUAUUAUUACACACUCAGGAAGCAAAUUCAGACUGCAGUGUAAAGCAGUACGAUGCUGCUAUUCUGACUUCUGAAAUAGAUUAAAGUAGGAAAUAGAAAAGUACAUCUGAACAACAAUAAUUUGUCACUUUACAUUGUUGAAUGACUGACAGAUGUGUGAGCAUUCCAUUCCUUUCAGCUACUAACUGAUUUGUUUCCUACAGAACCAGACAGUAUUGAGCAAGGCCUGUCCUUUCCCAGCAGAGGGAAAAGGUCAUUGCCUCUUUUCAUCGUGCUUGUACAGAUCUAAUGUGCGCACACUGCUUACUGAGUGUCUCCUUGCACCAGGGAUCCACGGGAGAGCUUCCCGGAUGGGGUAUGUUCUGCAACUGCACGUUACUUCACUUGCUUUCUAGAACGAUCAAAUUAAGGAAGUUUCAAACAGGCUUGUUUUGAAUUUCCCCCAGCUUUGAUAUACAAGACAGAUAAACUGCAGUGCUACUGUUACAGUCGUGCCACAGUGCUGCAUCGGUGGCACAAGCCCCUGGGCUGUUUGCUUUGUACAGUUUGAUCUUUAUUCAUAACCUUUGACAAAACGGACACACACGAGCUGUUCUGGGGGACUUUGACAACUUUUCUUUUUUUUUAAAUAAGAGACAACUUUGAUUUGGACCUGAAAGAUUAACCUGAUACUGAUGAGGGACAAAGGACAUUUUGCUGCUAUUAUUUUGCUAUUUGCUAAACAGACAUCUUUGGGGUUACUUAUAGUUCCUAGAUAAACCUCAGUUUAGCUUUUCCCCAUUUAAUAUAUAUCUUUAUGCUUUUGUUACAAACUGCUGUUGAGAUUUACUUAUGGCUGUGGUUUUAGUUUAAGAUAAAGAUUACCACGUGAUUUUUUUCUUCAGGUUAAUGAUUAAGUGUCACUUCUGUCAGUACAGAAAGCUUCCAAAGGAUUUCAGCUGCUUGUGAAAAGUAAUUUACAAGCUGAGUGGCCAUUAACUUUAUUCCUCAUUCGAUUAAGGCUGCCUGCUUCUACAGAAGAGAAGUUCUCCAGGUCCCAUAAUUCUGAACACAUGCUCCACUAGAUCCCAGAGUAGAGCUUGGGUUGCAAGCUCUCUUGUCCUAUUAAGAGGCUUAUCUGGUUAUCUUCCCCCAAAGGGCACUGUGCCAGCCACCCAGCCACUUUCAGCCUGCAGGACUGGAAGUGGAUGAUCCAAUCUACUUCCUUUCCCUCCUGGAAGAAGUUUCAGGACUAGUUUCAUACCAUCUGUAUUCCUCUUCCUGAAGAUUAGAUGGGUUUUCAAGACGACAGCGCUGUUUGUUAGCUUCCUGUUAUGAAUACGUACUUGGCAUGAUUUUGAGUAGUUAAGGAAGUGCAGAUUCAAGAAAAAAACCACCCCAAAACACAAACCCCCAAGCACCAUUAGCAAUAUCUAGUCCUUGCAUCACCAGCCUUAAACCAGAGAACACAGCCGAGCCUUCUGUCUCUGUGCAACCCUACCCUCUCUCAGUCCCAGCCAGCUGAGGCUGUUUCUAGCAAGUGACCCGAGUAUCAGUUACCUGGUUAGAACAAACUUCCACAGCACAGAACGAUGAGCGUUGUACUGCUGAAAACAGCCAGCCACAUUAUAAAGGCCUUGCAAGAACGUGAAAUAAUACGUUGUCACUGAGUUCUAAACCAUUGUGGCAGAUACUAAUGGCCUUUUACCAAAAAAAAAAAAAAAAAAAUCCCCUUACAAGGGACUAAAAAAGACAACAGACCCUUGUUUCUACCUGCUGCAUUUCUGUUCACUUUUUCCUUCGGGUGCCUUUCAGCUUCAUCAAGUUCCACUCUACCACUUCGCAGUUCAGCGGGCUCUUUCACAGCAAAUCUGUGAGCUCUGUGUAAUCCUCCCUCCUCCUUUCUGCUCUCAAAGUGCAGUAACGAGUAUCAAUAUUUCAACAGUCAUCACUCAAAGUUUGGAGAUUUACUUUCCCCUUGAAAUCUGAUCAGAUUAAUUCAAGGAUGUUUAAUGAAAGAUCUUGUAAUAAAAUACAGUAACCAUUAUGCAAACAAAACCAGCACAAACGGGACACAUCCCACCAUCUCCACAGAAGGACAGGAACCUCCAUGUGCUACCCACAGCACAAGGAGUACUGACUGACAUAUACCUGAUGGUGUAGCAUCAUGAAACCAUUUAUUUAAAUAAAGUCAUAAGAAUUUUCCAAUAUAUGGAGUUGUGUGUAAUUUUUUCAAGGCUUUUUUUCCAGAAUAAACCCCAAAACUGACUCUAGGCAAAACCUUAUAAGGUAUAUUCCUUCUUGUGGCAGAUACAUGCUUUUUAGGAUAGAAAUAAAAAGAUAAUCUUUUCCUAUUACUCUCAGUAAAAUAGAUGGGUUUAAUGCAUAGAUUUUACUUAAACAUUUAAUGCUGCUAAUGCAGCCUUUACUACACUAAAUAUUUACCACAGCUUUUACCACGUGUAUGUGAGUGCCAAGUCAUAGAGGAGGAUUCUGGAAUUUUUUUUUUUCUGUGUGCUAGAAUUACCUUUACCCCCUGCUGGAGGCUGGGU